CGUGCCACAGCCCGCUGCUGGCGGGGAGGCGGCGGGACACGGCCCGAACCCCGCCCCGCCAUGCCCCGGGACAUCGCCCUGCGCCGGGGGCCGCCCGCAUCCCCGGCCCUGGCGGCUGCCAUGGCAACGCGGGUACCAUGGUUUCCCUCGUCCCACCGUUGCCUGGUUACCAGCCCCCCGUGCUGAGAAGGAUGCUCCGGCGGUCCGGCCCGCCCCGCUGCAGACCCUGGGGCACGCCCUGCCUGCCCCGGCACUCCCCGGGCCGGCUCUGUGGGACACGGGGAUCCCGGGGAAGGGGGAGGUAUCCUCUCCCGGUGUUUGGCAGCAUUCUGGCUUCUGUUGUUAAAUAUUGUACUAACACCGUAGCAGUACAUAAACAGUGGAGUGCUUUAUCCUGGGAAAGCAUAGCAGAGGCAGGGAAGAGCGUGUCUCUCAGGGUGUGUAAUUAAUGCUUCCUGCAGAAACAGAUAUCGGAGUCCAUGUGGUGGAACUCGGAUCUUGCAGGAAUAUUUCUGUGGGUGGGAAAGUGACAGGUGGUUUGUGUGGAUGUGAAUAAGCUUUGCAUCAUGAAAGAGCAGCCUCUUGGGAAAAGCUGCAUGUGGACUUGAAGCUGUUCCCCCCAUUUCAGCAAGCUCCCAGUGUUCUAAGGCACCGUUGGGUCCCGCUGGGACUUUUAGCCCCCCUGGGUGGUUUCAUUCCCAGCUUGAAAUGAAGUCAAGCCCAGAGAGUCCCUGCCUGCACGCAGAGGAGCGUGUCUCCGAGGUGGAGUGAUGGGGAGCGCGCGAGGGAAAGCUGCCAGCAGAAAGUGCAGUCUCUGCAGAGCCUGGCCACCUGUUAGAGCGUUCGUGAGCCUGCCGGAGAACACCCCUGUGCCCAGGAGGCGUGGGGCUGGCUGCGCCUUCCUCUCAUCAGGCUCUUAUUUCACGCUCGCCCUGGAAUUUCAGCUGCCUCCUUGAAAGUUAGCCAUUCGGGUGACACAUCGUGGAGUCACGGUUUUGCUUGGAGUUUGGACUUGGCUGCAGCGACAACUCCCCAGCAUACCAAACCCGCAUCUUUGUGUCUGGUUGUGCCCCAGUGUUUGCCUUUCGGGCUGUUGGUGUGUUUUCAGUGUGUAAAGCGACCACCAAGCUCUGCAGCUGUCGUGUCACUGUACCACCCACACCCAGAGCGGCACUGCUCACGCCAGGCAGCAUGAAGGUGUCCGGCCGAGGGGCUGUGCCGCCCGGCUGUCCCUUCUCACAGCGUGCAGCCGCAGCGGUGCUGGCCGGAGCAACAGCCGUGCCCGGUGGGGACGGCUGUUUGCCUUGUGCUUGCUGGUGGUCGUGGCUGAUGGCAACAGCGAAGGAGAGAAUGAAGAAAAUGUCCGCUCUUUGAUGCUCUGCGGAGCGUGGCAGCAUUGUGGUACCCCAGGACAGCCGGGAGCUUGAGACAGCUUCUCUUACGCUGCUGUUUCACUGUUUUCUGGUGAUCUGGAUUUCCCUCGCCACCAGGACCCACCAGUGGCCAUGGAGGCAGCGCUCAUCUUCCUCUGCUCCCUGCUGGUGCCAGCGGCCGUGGCAGACGUGGGCACCCAAGAGAAGGAGGAGGAGGAGGACCCCUUUAACUAUGAUUACCAGAGCCUGAGGAUCGGGGGGCUGGUGUUUGCUGUGGUCCUGUUCACCGUCGGAAUUCUCCUUAUACUCAGCAGGAGGUGCCGGUGCAGUUUCAACCAGAAGCCCAGAGCUCCGGGGGAUGAGGAGGCUCAGGCGGAGAACCUGAUCACUGCAAAUGCCACGGGAGCGCCGAAAGCAGAGAACUGAACACGAGCCAUGCGACCCGCGGACAGACACUCGGACCGCAGAUGCCAGCGGCCUGCGAGGAAACUGAAAUCGCAGCAACAGGUCCCUUUAAGGAGAUGCGAAGCUGCUGUGUCUGUGUUACCCUCUGUACUCCAGCACUGGUUCUCUGUUUACUAACCCGACUAAACUCCGCUCUGCCUCCCGUGGUGUGUAACGUUGAUGUGAGAUGACCAUUACCUCUAGGGCUAGUCGUUGCUGAUGUUGUAAUCGUGAGUCUCUCUUCACCUCUGUCGUGCUGUGCGUGUGACUCGGGCUGUGUACGACUGGCAGGGGCUGCCCCCCGGCUGCCCCCAGCCCCAGGCAGGGGAGCUGCAGGCAGGGCGGCUCGUGGUGCUGCGGUUCACCCCGGCUGGCUCUGGGCUGGGCUUGGGGACCAGUCCCGCGGCACUUCGGGGACCUGCCCAGCAUGACUCUGGGCCUCACGCUGCCAUUUCAGCAAUAACCCCCCUGCACACCCCCAGCCCCAAGGCAGCCAUGGUGGGGGGCGAGUUGGGCAGGGACACCCCGUGCCUCAACUUCCCUCGGUGGUGGCACCUGGGUGCUGGAUUUGAGGCUGAAGGGAGUUCCCCUUUCUUUGCUCAGCACUCUCUGUUUGUGUCCCUGGCUAAAGUCAAGCCCUUGUCUAUGUGGGAUGCUGUUCUAAAUGUGAGGAAAUACUGUGGUGGCAGAGGAGCCCGUGAAGUCCCCCAGCACGGUGACACUGUGAAAGAGGGCAGCUGUGCGGCGGUGACCCUGCCAACCGGCACACAGCGGCUCCUCGCCAACGCUCUGCCUGCCCGAGAGACGGAGGCGAGCAGGUUAACAGCCUCUGAGGGCUAAAGAGAAACACGGACUGAAAUAAAGAUCCUGCUUGUCUCUGGCAGGGAAGGGGCAGUGGCGUUCCCUCCAUGCUCUGUGCCCUUCCUGAUGCCCUGUUGCUCCCUGUGCUGUGGCCCAGGACACGGCCACCUGUGUCCGUGCUGCGUGUUGUCCCGUGGCGGUUCCGUGUCAUCAGCCCCCGAUGCCAACUGCCCCUUCUCCCCGCGGAGCAGCGAUGAGCGAUGCUCGAGCUUUGCACGUCUGAGCUUGCACAGGGCUGGCUGCGGAGGAGCUGAGCCCUGAGUCCAUUGUCACCUUGUGUCUGCUGGUGGGUUGGAGGCAAACCUGCGCGUCUGACCCCUUCCCCAAGGCCAUGGGCGUGCGGAACUGUGGCCUCAGCCAGGCCUGGGUCUGCUGGCUUGGUUGCGGGCACUUGCCAAGGCAUGGUCAGCAGCAGGAGAUCCCCAGGGCUGCAUUGAAACAUGUCAGAGUGCCGUCCUUGCGCUGGGAAGAGGUUCUUGUCCUCCGGGGUGGUUUUGAGAGGAGUUUCUGCCAUGCGCACCCCACCAUAGUGGCCCUGCCUGCAGCGUGGGCUGUGUCACCGUGUGCUUUGCACCCCUUGGUGGGGCUGGCAGCACGCUCUGUGCCGGGCAGAGGGACCACGUCUGCUGCACUGUGCCCCUUCCACUCCUCCUGGCCAUUGCACGGAGCCGUGCUGGGCGCCUGCUCCGCAGCAGAGCAGACCCCGCGCAGCCCAGCCCCUGUGUGCGUCCCGCAUCGCGGUGCCCAUGCUGUCUGUAGUGUGCGCUCGGUGUUAACACGGAACAAAGAAAUCCUUGUGGUGUGUAGAAAUGGCAAAAAUCCUGACUGUUGUAAAAUAAACUGAGCUAUUGUGUUUCCUUUUAAA
Molecule: messenger RNA, 3543 nt
Organism: Columba livia (rock pigeon)
Lineage: Eukaryota; Metazoa; Chordata; Aves; Columbiformes; Columbidae
Gene: FXYD6
Product: FXYD domain containing ion transport regulator 6
Exons: 8
Coding region: 1506-1799 (97 amino acids)
Biological process (GO): regulation of sodium ion transmembrane transporter activity
Cellular component (GO): membrane
Molecular function (GO): sodium channel regulator activity
Source: RefSeq, a predicted model, not a curated record